Molecule: messenger RNA, 1899 nt
Organism: Penicillium angulare
Lineage: Eukaryota; Fungi; Ascomycota; Eurotiomycetes; Eurotiales; Aspergillaceae
Gene: slx4
Product: protein slx4
Exons: 2
Coding region: 1-1899 (632 amino acids)
Biological process (GO): DNA repair; DNA replication
Cellular component (GO): nucleus; Slx1-Slx4 complex
Molecular function (GO): 5'-flap endonuclease activity
Source: RefSeq, a predicted model, not a curated record
AUGGCGAGCGCUGCAGAAGCAAUUGUUUUGUCCUCUUCCCCAAUUGCCUCGACACAUAACAUUACGAAGUCAUCAGAUAAUUCCGACCAUCUCCCAUGUAUAUCGCAACGAAAUGCAACGCCACCACCUUUACCAUCGCCUCAACCAUCUCCCUCGAAGCAGCCCUGUCCCACGCGGUCUAAAUUUUUCGCCCAGCCAGAUGCGACCGAUGCAGCGCUGAAGAAGAAGCGACAACCUGCGAAAAAGGCCACAGCAACCAAGAAAAGCGGAACGCGGACGAGCAAAAAGGCCAAGGAACCGGAAUCAGGAACUAUAACACUGGCUGGCAAAGUCAUCAAGGCAAAUGGUGAUUCUCAGGCGAAGAAAGGGAAGAAGUCAGAUGAGAAGUUAAGCACUUUGGAUCCGUCCGAGCCUGAAGUAUCUCAUUCUUCGAAGCCUUCAGCUGAUAAUGAAGACCUACAGCUGGAUGAGGCAAUAGCAAGACGCCGUCACUGGACGCCUCCAAGGGAAACAUCUCAAAACGCCAUUGUCGCGGAGGAUGAGUCUAAAAGCCAAGAGCCUAGGUCAUUUGGCAAACUUUUAUCCGACUAUAAUUAUCCUGGUCUUGCUUCGGAAUCGGCUAGCUUCAGUAUGGAUGACAACGGCCCAACAAAAAGAAGAAAAAUCGAGCUUGUGGAUUCUGCAUUGCAAUCUAUGAUGACUGGAAAACCAACUACAGAAAAGCCACCACCUUCUACCAAGCGAGCGAAAAAGCCUAAAAGGUUCACAACAUUGACCGCUAGAAUGACUGCCCAAUAUACUUCCAACGAAGUGACAGACACCGAAUCAGUGGAAGACACUGUGCCAGAGAUCAGUAAAGCAAAAUCUCGACAAAAGAAAAAGGCCAAAUCAGCGUCUACAGAACCUGCAUUUGUUGUUCUAUCCCCCGAAGCUGCAGCAAAAGCUCUGGAUGACCAGGAUUUGGUCUUUGGCAGCUGCAGCCAGCUUGAAAGAGAAAAUUCUCCGCAGGCAUCAACUGUCCAUACAUCAGAAGUCAUGCUAUCUGGCAGGCAAGCUCCAGGUCUUGGAACACCGUCACGCUUGGGAUCUUCCGUGGUUAGCACAAAAAACCUAUGGGGAGUUGCAGCUCGUGACAUCGACGGAUCUUUGAUUCAAGCAGAGAAAAGGGACUUCGGCGACUUGGCAAAGCCCUCUAAAAAACCCCAAACAAAACAAAAAGAUCUUAAUCCUGUCUCUGAGUCCGUUACAAUUGAGCAUUUGCCACUUCAAACAAAGGCACAGGCUUCAGCUGAGAAGAUCCCAACGGAAGUGACCAGUAGCCAAGGCCCUUCUAUGCCGCAGUAUACUGGGUUUACUGAUGCCGAGCUUUCAAAGCAUAUUACGUCUUUUGGAUUCAAGGCAGUGAGAGGUCGCAAGAAGAUGAUUGAGCUUCUUCAAAAAUGUUGGGAGUCAAAGCACGGAAGUAGGAAGCCUGCUCAGACAUCCGAGCAAAUCACAGCAUCCAAGCCCAAUCCCAAGCCUAAGCCCAAGCCUAAAGCCCAGGCCAAAGCAAAACCCAAACGCACAGAAAAAGAAGAAUCUCAAACUAUUGUAUCAUCUGCAUCAGUACAUACAUCUGCUGAAGUGACAACAACCAAGCAGAAAAGCCUACCAAACAUAUUCACUCAGAUUACGAAGGCUGUGCGGGCACAGCCAUCAAUUAGCAGUCGGAAGCAUGCAACAUGGCAUGAGAAGAUCCUCACGUACGACCCUAUCAUUCUUGAAGAUAUUACAGCAUGGCUAAAUGUUGAAGGAUUCGGCCUUGUUGAUGAAGAUAGAGAAGUUAGCUCCCUUGAUGUGAGAACCUGGUGCGAGAGUCAUGGGAUCUGUUGCUGUUGGAAACAGAAUGCAAGCUGGUGA